AUGCAUGCACGACUCUGGGAUGAGCUGUACACUGAGCCGGGCGGGACACUGUGUUUUUGCUCCUACCACCAGAUCGCGGAACAGCUCGAUCGUAUCCACACGCUUGAUAUUGGCCCCAUCACCUUCCAGCAAUGGAUGUCGUCUGAUAUCGGGGGAGUAAUGCGGACACCCAUGGUCAAUCUCAACAGCCUCAUUCUGCGGGUGGACUACGAGGACCCCUUUCGCCACCCUGAAGACCUCGCCCGCGUCGUUCUCACCCAGCCGCGGAUCCCGAAACUCACGCGACUCAGUCUGCAAGGAUUUCGGUUCCCUUUUUGCACCAAAGAGGUCAUGGCAGGCCUCGAGGAGCUCACUCUUGGCCCGUGCAAGGUCGCACACCAUCGCCUUCCUCUAAUGGACCUCAUCCUCGCCUUGAGGCGAGCGACCCGUCUCCGCCACCUGCGCAUCCACGACUUCCUCAGCAUCGCCGAGUUCUCCGCCCAGAAAAUUAGCAAGAAGGCUCUCCCAGCACUGCAGACGCUCCACAUCGAAGACGACCCCCUGAUGAUCGGCCACCUCCUCGACGCGUUCCGUCUCCCGUCCUGCGCCUCCGUCUCCCUCACCGAGCUCGCGCCCCCCGACCGCAUCGAGCCCCCGUUCCUCCGCAUGCUCCCCGACGACCCCACCACGCGCUUCGCCUUCCUCGGCUUCACCCUCACCCACCUCGCCAUCGCCCCCGCCGGCCCCUUCGUCGUCGUCUCCGGCACCGCCGCCGCCGCCCCCGGCCACACCCUCGCGCUCCGCACCCGCACCGCGCCCUUCGUCUUCGCCCACGCCGUCGCGCUCGCCGCCCGCCUCCCGCCGCUGGACACCGCGUACCUGCGCGCGCUCGACGUCGCCGUCCCCGCGCCGCCGCACGGGAACUGCCACGUCGACUGGGCGGCGGUCCUCAGCCGCGCCCCCGCCUCCGUCACGGCGCUCACGGCGCUCACUGUCCGCGCCGCGGCGGCGGCGGUGCCAGUGCCAAUGCCGGAGGGGGUGCUCGACGCGCUCGCGGACGCGCGUGCGCUCCCGCGCCUCGCGUCGUUGGACGUCGUCGGGAUGGCGUACAGGAAGGGGCUGCUGGCGCGGCUGGUGCGCCUCGGGCGGGCCCGGCCGCAGCUCGUGCGGAUCGGGGUGGGGCUCACGGGCGGGGAGGGGUGGGAGCUCGGGAACGUGGAGAUGGGGGCGUUGGAGGUGUUGGGCCCGCGGCUUGAGGGGUGUUCUGGAUGCUUGCAGCUCUGGGUCGUCCCUCCGGAGGAUGGCGGGGGGAGAUUGGAGCUCGAUGUGGAGGAUGGUGCGGACGCCGCUGCCUCUCUCACCCAGCACCUCGAAUGCCCCACGCUUGUAAUCGCUUCUGUGUAA
Molecule: messenger RNA, 1383 nt
Organism: Epithele typhae
Lineage: Eukaryota; Fungi; Basidiomycota; Agaricomycetes; Polyporales; Epitheliaceae
Exons: 1
Coding region: 1-1383 (460 amino acids)
Source: RefSeq, a predicted model, not a curated record